This is a messenger RNA of Plutella xylostella (diamondback moth), 2681 nucleotides long. RefSeq lists its product as uncharacterized. Gene Ontology annotation, molecular function: protein binding. The record is from RefSeq and is a predicted model, not a curated record. NCBI's taxonomy places the organism in Eukaryota, Metazoa, Arthropoda, Insecta, Lepidoptera, Plutellidae.
AUGUUAGUAUUAAUUCGUCAUUCGCCUUUAGUGAACGUGCCGCGCCGUCUGCGCGCUCAACGGCUUUUGUCGUCUGUGCAUUCGAAAUUCAAUCGAUAUAUUUACUACCAAGUGCAGUGCCGGCUUAAAACUUUAGACAUAACUUAUAUUUUAUUUAGUGUAUGGUACGAACAAUGCCCUCACAUGAAACCUGAAAGGACUGAAUGAAAACAAACAACUGGAUGCCGGCGGGCAAUUAAGAUACUUGUGGAUAGUUUGAGUGAGGUCGGAUGGGUGCUCCGGCGUGGGGCUCCCGCGGCGGCGGCGGCGACCGGCCGCGGCUGCUGCGCAUGACGCCGCUGCGACACAGCUUCGCCGCGCCCGCCUCGCCACCCGCCCAGCCGCCGCCCAGGCAUCAUGACUACGCUUCUGACGCUGAUACCAAUAAAAAAGAUGAGGGCUGGAACGCGAACCUGUCUCAAAGAUGGCGCAAGCUUCGGCGACGCUGCUCGCGGCUGCGGCCCGGGUCCGGCGCGCGCGACGCGAGCCCCGCGCGCGCCUCGCCCUCCCCGCCGCGCCCGCCGCCGCACUGCUCGCCCGUGCCGCCCGCCAAGCUGUCCUUCCGCCACCGCGGCAAGGUCUACACCACCGCCUCGCUGCGCGUGACCAACGGCGCGCCCGACCUGCUGCGCGCGCUGGGCAAGCUCGGCGGCGGGCUGCGCCGGCGCGCGCUGUCUGCGCACGACGUGCUCACGCCGCCCGCGCAGCAGCCGGCCACGUUCUACGUGCCGAGCCCCGCCGGCAGCGUACGCCUGCCGCCCACCCCCUCCCCGCCGCGCCCCGCCGCCGCGCUGCGCCGCCGCUGCAGCUCGCCCAACGUCUACCGCAACAAGGCGUCCCCGCGCGACCGCGCGCCCCUCAUACCCACCGACGACGAGAGCAGGGACGUCGUGGACUUCACCUACAUUCCCGAACGGAGGAAAAGUAACAGCGAGGGGAGGAAUAGGCGACCGUAUAGUGAAAAUGUGGAUCUUGAAGCUCCCUUGUACAGAAAUGGGUACAGUCGACUGAAUGGAGACCGUAUCGAAAAUAGUCAGAGCAUAUGGGAGGAGCCUUAUAGGUUGCCGCGGGUGCAAGUGCGGCAGGACAAGGCCGAGGGGCUGCAGCAGCUGCGGCGCGGCGUGGCGGAGCUGACGGUGAGCGCGGCCCCGCGCGGCAUGCGGCCCCCGCCCGCGCCCCCCGCGACCCCUGCGCACGCACAGCGACCCCCGGCUCCUGAACCAAGAGACGGUGUACAUACAUUUGAGGUACGAUUUACAAAGUCGGCAGGUGGGAAGGGCCUCGGCUUCAGCAUCGUGGGAGGGCGGGACUCGCCUCGAGGCAACAUGGGCAUCUUCGUCAAAACUAUCUUCAACAACGGCCAAGCCGCUGAGUCCGGAUUGCUAAGAGAAGGUGACGAGAUAGUGUCAGUGAACGGACGUCCGACGGCGGGCCUGACGCACGGCGAGGCCAUCCGGCUGUUCAAGGACGUCCGGGCCGGCCCGGUGCUGCUGCGGGUGGGGCGGCGGGCGCCCUCGCGCUGACUGCCCUGCGCCUGCUGCGGGGAUGACCCGCAUCAGGCGCCAAAUGACACACACAAGCAGUCUGGAAACACCUCUUAACCCUGCAAUGGGUUGAAUGGAUGGCACAUUUAGAAAUAUAUAACCCUUUAAGUUAGGGGUACUUACAGGAGGAAUGUGACCGUGCCUGAUUAAGGGUUAAAGACUUUCAGAGAGAAAGGUAGGAUUCGUAUCGUAGUAUCCGUGGGAUUUGCGGCAGUGCACUAGGUGUUUGCAACGAAUUACGAUGAUUCAGAUAAGAUAAAUGAUAUGAGGUAAGAGUCAAAGUAAAGACUUUUUGCUAAAUAUGUAAAGUGCGAUUCGUAAAAUCUAUGUGACUUAUGGAAGCCUUGGGUAUAGUCUGAAUUCGAAUAUGUUACGUUGGUAAAAUAAGUUAAGUACUUAUCUCAAUUCCUUUUGAGAAAUAAACGCGAGUUAUAGACUCUAUCGCAAACUUUGAAGCCAUGAGAUGUACAUCGUGAUUGCUUAAUAGUGACUAAAAUGUAAAUUACCUAUAUGUUUAUUUUAUAGUAAACACCGGAAACCAAUUUAGGUAUAGGUAUAGUCAUAUUUUGUAUGAUAUACUAAAAUCAAUGCAAACUAGAGUGUUUUCUACCUUAUUUAUAUUUUUGUAUACCUUGGUACUGUAAAUACAUAAAAGAUAAAUUGACUGCUACUCCUAGGAGACCUUAUUUAAUAGUAGGCUUUAGCGUAAUGUCAGUUGCACAAUUUUAAUAAAUAUUCUGUGAUAAAAUACAAAAAGGAAUAUCAUAUAGGAUCAUAAUUACUUUUCAGUUGACUCUGGUUUCCCCCCAAAACGUAUCUUUUUUACUUUUCAGUUGCAAAACCGGAAGUAGAAGCAUACAUUAAUGUAACCAUUAUUUCGACACUCCUUGAUCAUCAACUCAUUAUGCAUAAAUGCCGUAAUAAAAACUGUUUACUUCUUCUAUAAUCUAUACUAUAAGAUUAACAUGAUUUGUUAGACGCUUACAGGAAGGUACAUUAAUUAUUCCUAUUUUUAUACUGUAACCAACUUGAUACUAUUGUUUUAUGUACGAGUAUUCUGUAGAAUGAGCGCAUUAGAGCCAUGAGCGUUUUGUAGUG